Molecule: messenger RNA, 1904 nt
Organism: Daucus carota subsp. sativus
Lineage: Eukaryota; Viridiplantae; Streptophyta; Magnoliopsida; Apiales; Apiaceae
Exons: 4
Coding region: 186-1658 (490 amino acids)
Biological process (GO): GPI anchor biosynthetic process
Cellular component (GO): endoplasmic reticulum
Molecular function (GO): catalytic activity
Source: RefSeq, a predicted model, not a curated record
AACCAACACAAAAAUCAUAUCAAUAAUUUCCCAAUCAUAAUCUUUUACUUAAUUUCUCAUACCAAUCCCAUUAAAACCACAACUAUAACUAAACCACUACCUAAAACUUACAUCAUCAUCUCAUGCAUUCACCACCAUUUUGAUCUUUUGCUUUCCCUGCAACCAAACUGUUUUUCUUUGUAAAAAUGCUCAGAAUUUUCAACAGAAACUUCAAGCGCCUCUGUUCGAGACUCCGGUGGCCGGUUCGACGCAGGCCUAAACCGAAGAUUUUGAUCAAAAAGCUUGAAAAAUCCAGCUCAAAGCUCCAGUUAGAGCAGAAAGAGUCUUCCAUUAUUAAUAGCUCAGCAGCUAUUCAUCCUAAUGGAUCAAAGUCAAGAAAGUCAGUCCGUAUCGCGACGUUUAAUGCUGCCCUUUUCUCCAUGGCGCCUGUCAUUCCCAAGACUGAGAUGUUCUCUAGUUCUGUUUAUGAAAAUGGUGAUUUCUCAAAGGUUAAAAGCCCCGGUGAUGUUAAUUUCAGGACUAAUUCGAUGGCUGAUCGUCCGAAAAGUAUACUAAAACAGAGUCCCCUGCAUCCAACUUCAGUAAGCUCAGAGGAUAAUUUGUCCAGGCAACAAAAGUUUGUCAAAUCAAAGUUAAGGGUAUCGAUAAAUUUGCCGGAUAAUGAGAUUUCAUUGAAGAGGAGUGGGCAAUUAAGCUUCGUUGAAGACGAUAAAAUGGAUUCUUCGAAAGGAAAAGGCCAGUUGAGAUCCAGUUUCAGCAUGCCUACAAAUGGGAUGCCAGUGAUUAAUGGACAGAGUUUCAGGAGUACAAGAACAGUUGUUGAAGUGUUGAGAGAAUUGGAUGCUGAUAUAUUAGCUUUACAAGAUGUGAAAGCUGAGGAAGAGAAAGAUAUGAAGCCUCUCUCUGAUUUAGCUGCAGCUUUGGGGAUGAAUUAUGUUUUCGCGGAGAGUUGGGCUCCUGAAUAUGGCAAUGCUAUCUUGUCGAAAUGGCCUAUAAAGAGGUCCAGAAUUCAGAAGAUUUUUGAUGACUCUGAUUUCAGGAACGUUCUGAAGGCUACAAUCGAUGUACCCCAGACAGGAGAAAUUGAGUUUCACUGCACCCUACUUGAUCAUCUAGACGAAAACUGGCGAAUGAAGCAGAUAAAUGCCAUAAUUGGAUCCAAUGACACUCCUCACAUUUUGGCUGGAGGACUGAAUUCUCUUGAUGAAACAGAUUACUCAUCCGAAAGAUGGAGCGACAUUGUAAAGUAUUACGAAGAAAUGGGAAAGCCAACGCCAAAGCUUGAGGUGAUGAGAUAUCUAAAGAGUAAGCAGUAUACAGAUGCCAAGGACUUUGCAGGAGAGUGUGAAUCAGUAGUCAUGAUCGCGAAAGGGCAGAGUGUCCAGGGUACAUGUAAAUAUGGAACUCGGGUUGAUUACGUCUUGUUAUCACCAGACUCUCCUUACAAGUUUAUUCCAGGAUCAUACUCGGUUUUCUCAUCGAAAGGGACUUCUGAUCAUCACAUUGUGAAAGUAGAUGUAACAAAGGUAGAUAUGAACUCUCAGCAACAAAUUGGCAGUAGGAGAAGACACAAACCGAAGCAACAGAGAAUUGUGAAGAUAAACAAUUCAUCACCAUCCACAAAAGGUAUAUGGAAAACAAACACUGUUAAGAGAUAGAUGUUGCAUAAAAGAAUGUCUGACUUAAUUUUCUUGAUUUGGAUUGGAUUGGAUUGGUUCAUUUCUUUUUUCUUGUUAAGGAGCAGAGUAUAAUUGAUGUCUGCUAGAAAUAUGAAAAACGUAGUUAAGACACAAGUAGUUAAGACACUCACUUUGAUACUUCCUUUCCUGUGUAUAUAUGAGGCAAUCAAGACUUAUUCAUGUAUUUUGUAUAUCAAAAAAAUCUAGUUUUCUUUGUGUUUCUUA